GUUCUUGUACUGUGAGUGUUUGAUUUAUUAUUAUUAAACUUUGGGGUUUAUGUUAAAGGAUGUAAUUUGUGGCAGCGCCCCCUGUGGUAAUUUUUAUAUCUGCACUUAUUUGCCCUUGAGCUGGUUUUCUCUCAAGGUUAAAACGGGGUUAUAUUACUCUGACUGGAGUAAAAGGCCUCAUUAAUGUUGUGUUUUCUAUUUUUCUGCCGUCAUUAAUCAAGUUAAACGGGAGGGACACUACUCGCGAAGCACUUAAAAGUAAUAGUAUUACUUUUUAUAUAUAGAAAAUUUUGCGACCCAAAGACAAGACUGUCGCGUUUCUUUGCAGCACCGUCUGUUCCACUGACCGGAGUUCACGCGACACGGCCCACCUCACUCCCCUUCCGGGUCCUUACUGUAACACCGCACCUCGUUAGCGUGGCAUGAUUUUAAAUAAUCAAACAAUAAACGGCACCGUAACAUUACAACAUACACACAGGGCACAUUCUGCAAACCGGGGACAAGAGCGUGAAAAGGGGGCGCGCGCUCGCUCUCACAUUCCCACACAGCUGUGCUGGCGCGAGGGCUCCACGUCACGCGCGCGAGUCUGACCCCGCUCCGCCAUGCCGUUCUGCGCGCGCGGCACGGAGCGCCUGGUUCCGCACCUUCCUCCGGAGGCGCGCGCGCGCGUGUACAAGAGCGAGCGCCAGCGCGAGGGUGAGAGCGUCACACAGACGACCGUCCAACAGCAGAGCGAACGAGCAGCCGGCGGCCGAACAGGAGCAGAAGAUGGCCGAGGACAUCAAGACGAAGCUGGAGAUGUACCGCACGGCGCCCUUCGACGCCAGGUUCCCCAACCAGAACCAGACCAAGAACUGCUGGCAGAAUUACCUGGACUACCACCGCUGCCAGAAGGCGCUCACUGCCAAGGGGGUGGAUGUGACCCCCUGCGACUGGUACUUGAGGGUCUACAAAUCCCUGUGCCCUUCCUCUUGGACCACCCAGUGGGAUGAGCAGAGAGAGCAGGGCACCUUCCCUGGGAAGAUCUGAAUGUUGUCCAAAGAAGUGGUCUUCUGAACCGAAACGUCUGUAUCGGUGGAGUGGGCUCGCCGUACGCGGCCCCACCCCGCUGCCUGCACCGCUCUGAGACGGGCGCAGGCCGUAAACUGAAUGGUCAUUCCUUAAAAAAAAAAAAUCAGCAAUGUAUUGUGUUUCUGCAUUAAAGUCUCAGGCAAUAAAUGACAAUGGAGUGUGAA
Molecule: messenger RNA, 1235 nt
Organism: Scleropages formosus (Asian bonytongue)
Lineage: Eukaryota; Metazoa; Chordata; Actinopteri; Osteoglossiformes; Osteoglossidae
Gene: cox6b1
Product: cytochrome c oxidase subunit 6B1
Exons: 4
Coding region: 769-1029 (86 amino acids)
Cellular component (GO): respiratory chain complex IV; mitochondrion
Source: RefSeq, a predicted model, not a curated record